UCUGGACCAAUGAAAGCAAAGUACCUCAUUUACUAGCACUAAGAACUGGCACUAUUUAAGUGGUAGCAGGAAUGGGCUGUGAGUCGCGUCUGCUUUCUCCACAAACGGGCACACUGUUGUCUGAUCUGGGGCAUCUCUGAGCUGAAGAGAGGGAAGUCAGAAAGCCUGCAGGACUCCCGCUGCCGCCAUGUGCUUUGGCAAGUGUGCAAGAUACAUCGGAUACUCUCUGGUGUUGCUUGCUGUCCUCUGCAUCGUAGCUAAUAUUUUGCUCUACUUUCCUAAUGGGGAGACGAAGUAUGCUUAUGAGGACCACCUCAGUCGCUUUGUGUGGUACUUUACCGGCAUUGUAGGCGGAGGCAUACUGAUACUCCUGCCAGCGUUUGUGUUCAUUGGGCUGGAGGAAGACGACUAUUGUGGCUGCUGCAGCUGUGAAAACUACGGCAAGAGAUGCACAAUGCUUUCUUCUGUACUGGCUGCUUUCAUCGGCAUUGCGGGAUCUGGCUACUGCAUCAUUGUGGCGGCGCUGGGCUUGGCCGAAGGACCAAAGUGUAGUGAUUCCCACGGUGUGUGGAACUACACCUUUGCCGACACUGAGGGAGGGUACCUUAUGCAGCCCGAUACAUGGUCCAAGUGUCAUGAGCCUGAGAACAUUGUGGAGUGGAAUGUGACCCUCUUUUCUAUUCUCUUGGCACUCGGUGGAAUUGAAUUCAUCUUGUGUCUCAUCCAAGUCAUCAAUGGAGUGCUGGGAGGCAUAUGUGGCUAUUGCUGCUCCCGCCAACAGCAAUAUGACUGCUAAAAGAACACAAGACAGAGAGAGCCACAUGCUUCCUUUAUUGCAUUGUAACUUGUAUAUUUUACUCGUGUUAUGAAACUUUGUACUGGUGUAUCAUAUUCCAUACAUUCUGCUUUUAUAAAGAAAUGUGCUGACAUCUUCGUAUGAUGUCAGUGUUUGCAUUUAUCAAGCAAACUUUGUUUUAAAGAAUGAGGCAACAAACUGCACUCACUCUGGAGGUAUUUCACAGACUGAAUGACUGUUCUCAGCAUAGCUGAGAUAGACUUGUCAAUAUUUAAGAUAAAAAUCACAUUUAACUAUUGUGCAUAUGUGUACUUGUUUUUUAAAUAAAAGAUCUCCGGUUUCCUUUUCAAGACCAAGAAGAAUCCCAAA
Peromyscus maniculatus bairdii (prairie deer mouse) is the source of this 1165-nucleotide messenger RNA. RefSeq names its product transmembrane 4 L six family member 1 (gene Tm4sf1). The record is from RefSeq and is a predicted model, not a curated record. Gene Ontology annotation, cellular component: membrane. NCBI's taxonomy places the organism in Eukaryota, Metazoa, Chordata, Mammalia, Rodentia, Cricetidae.